Saitoella complicata NRRL Y-17804 is the source of this 875-nucleotide messenger RNA. Its product is annotated as LSM-domain-containing protein. The transcript has a single exon. The record is from RefSeq and is a predicted model, not a curated record. The coding region runs from base 158 to 478 and encodes 106 amino acids. NCBI's taxonomy places the organism in Eukaryota, Fungi, Ascomycota, Saitoellomycetes, Saitoellales, Saitoellaceae. Gene Ontology annotation, biological process: mRNA splicing, via spliceosome. Gene Ontology annotation, cellular component: U4/U6 x U5 tri-snRNP complex; U6 snRNP; precatalytic spliceosome. Gene Ontology annotation, molecular function: RNA binding.
CAAGAGACGAGAUCUUCACCCUCUACAACCCUCUCUCCACCUCCGCGACCACAGCGACAAAUCCAUCCCGCUUCUACCACAUCUCCUCGCACCACUCCGCACUCCAUAACCGUCCCAGAAACCACCCCCCACACAAACCCACACAGAACACCCACCAAUGUCCGCCCUAACCCGCUUCAUCGAAAAACAAGUAACAAUAAUAACAUGCGACGGCCGGCUCGUCAUCGGCAUCCUAAAAGCCUUCGACCAAACAACCAACAUCGUACUCUCAAAUACCAUCGAACGGGUCCUCAAAACGCCCCUAGAAGUCCACGAAGCACAGGGAGAAGAGAUCGAGACAGAGGUCGUGGUAUUGGGGUUGUAUGUUAUCAGGGGCGAUAAUGUUGCGGUGAUUGGGUUGACCGACAUGGAUAUUGAUGGGCGGAUUGAUUGGGGAAAGGUUAGGGGCGAGGCGAUUGGAGGGACGAAACAUUUGUGAGGUGUCAACUUUGGUUGUAUGUGAGUCUGUGGGGUAGGACUCACGCGGGCUGGUUAUGAUGCUUGGUAUCGUGAGUCGCAGAACAACAGACGUGAGCAGGAUGGGGUGGGAAUGAAGCACGAGGAAAGGAAUACAGAAUGGCACAGGAACGAGUGCCGACAAGGCACGACAGACUCGUCUUUGACGCAUGGCGAGGAUCGACGAACGACACCGGGUAGAGCUGCAGAGCGACCGGCUCGCACGAUCGCAAGAAUAUGAGGGAAGAGAAUCAAGGAGCAUGGAUGAACUGCAAUAUACCCCAACUGAGAGCAGGGCUAGAAGAGUAGGAUAUGAAGCUUGAAGUCGAGCGCAUUUCGAAUAACGUGAAGAAAUACCAUAUCCAACCUCGAACCUCGGA